AUGUCAUCUAUAUAUUCCGAACAUUCCACUCCUAAGUGCAAAAGUAAAUAAGAGGCUAAUCUUGACAAAAUACAUCACAAAACAAUAACAAAAUAAAAAAAGUUAACUCUCUAAAUAAAGAAAAAAUCAGAACAAUCUAUUAUUUUAGCUUAUCAAAAUAAUAGAAAACUGAAAUAAUAGACUUAUGAAAUUACUCAUACAAAAUAUUUAGAUCGAUCAAGUGGUUCAAUUCAAAACAAUCUGAUUCCUUUGGGAAGAUUACAUAUUGAUGAAUUUACUAUAAAUAAUAAAAUCUUGGAAAGGAAAAUUACCCCAGAGUUUAUUGAGUGUAAACUAUCUCCAACAAACAUUUAAGAGGAAGAAAAUGGCCUUUAAAAAAACAAUAGUUUUUAUUAAUAUGAAUUAUUACAAUUAUACAAUAGUUUACCAGUACAUGCUUAGUAAUAAAAUGAAAGGAAAAGAUAUGAAGAAUUAUUGAAUCUACCUUAUGAAUGUAUCACUUUGUCAUUUCAUAAUAACAAACUAAUAAAAAUUUAGAAAAAAUGGAAUUAUGAUUUUCUUAGAAUGAUGGGAAUUAAUCAAGAAAUAAUUGAUGAUUAUAUAUUUAAUCAUAAUCUGUUACCUAAAUGUUGGGAUCUAAAUAAAAUAUUUUAGAUUAAUGGUGAGACUCGUUUUGCCACAAAUAUCAAAAAUUAUUAGGGAGAAGAAUUCAUUUGUCAUUUUGAAAUAAAAAUAUUUACAGAAUAAAAUAAAAGUACAUCAAUUAAAGAAUAAGUCAUUUAUUUUUCAUUUUAAUGUGAAAGACGAUUCCUUAGUGUUGAGAAACUAUAAACAAAUUUCUAACAUUAUUUUAAGUUGGAUUAAAUUACUUCUGAUUGGUAAAUGUCAAUUCAUAGAUCAAAAAUUGUAAAGAGAUGUUCUAUUAGAACAAAAGCUAAUUGA
Messenger RNA from Paramecium pentaurelia, 942 nucleotides. The record is from the annotation of a GenBank genome assembly. NCBI's taxonomy places the organism in Eukaryota, Ciliophora, Oligohymenophorea, Peniculida, Parameciidae.